Messenger RNA from Zingiber officinale, 3139 nucleotides. RefSeq names its product pentatricopeptide repeat-containing protein At3g63370, chloroplastic-like. The transcript has a single exon. The coding region runs from base 212 to 3082 and encodes 956 amino acids. Lineage: Eukaryota; Viridiplantae; Streptophyta; Magnoliopsida; Zingiberales; Zingiberaceae. Gene Ontology annotation, molecular function: RNA binding; protein binding; zinc ion binding. Gene Ontology annotation, biological process: RNA modification. The record is from RefSeq and is a predicted model, not a curated record.
AUAGGUGGGGGUCAUUACCUUUCACCAUCAGAAGCAAGCGGACCAGAACAAAGAGACCAGAAGAUUCCAUCUCCAAAAUUCCUUACUCUAAAUCCCAAACUCUUUCCCCCGUCUCUUUCCAUGUAUAAUCUUGCAACCCCCCAACAAAAGAGCUUCCCAUGGAUCAUUUGUUCAUGAGUUUUCUUCCCCUUUCAGAGCCAAACAAUUCUUCAUGAACUUGAUCCUUCACCAUGCAUCACCCUCAACUUCUCCCUCUCCGAGCAACAAAUUGAACCAGUGGAUUCCGUUCAUGGCUUUAUCCUUCCACCACCACCACCACCACCGGCACCACCACUGCCGCCGCCACCACCAUUCUUCUUCCAACUCCAUUGAUCAUGCUUGCAAGCAAGGAAACCUCAAGCAAGCCUUCAGGUCCCUUCCACUCCAUUGGCCUCCUCAUCAGCAUGCCUACUCCUCCAUUCUCGACCUCUGUGCUUCCGAAAAGGCCCCAUUCCAGGGCCAGCAACUGCACUCCCACAUCCUCAAGUCCACCGCCCUCCGCCGCCAUGGAUUCCUCUGCACGAAGCUCGUUUUCAUGUACGGCAAAUGUGGCCGUCUCCUAGACGCUGAGAAGCUGUUCGACGAAAUGCCCCACCGGUCCAUCUUCGCAUGGAACGCUCUCAUCGGGGCGUAUGCAUCCACCAAUCAGCAGUCUUUGGCUAUCGGGAGCUACCGGGAUAUGCGCGCUGAGGGACUGCUGCCUGAUGCUUGCACUCUCGCCUCGGUCCUCAAGGCCUGUGGCGCGCUGGAAGAUGUCUGUGUUGGGACUGAGGUUCAUGGUUUGGCAAUCAAAACUGGGCUUCACUUGACUGGAUUCGUUUCCAAUGCGCUCAUUGCUAUGUAUGCAAAGUGCGGCCGGUUUGGUUCCGCGAGGCUACUGUUCGAUCGAAUGAGUGUGGAAACAGAUGUAGUUUCUUGGAAUUCAAUGAUAUCUGCGUGUUUGAAAGAUCAGCAGUUCUUUGAGGCACUGAAUCUGUUCAGAGAGAUGCAGAAAGUCGGUGUUUCGAUGAACUCAUAUACGGUCGUUGGUGUCCUCCAGGCUUGUGCCGAACUUUCACAAUCUAAAUUGGGCAUGGAGAUACAUGCCUCUCUUUUGAAGAACACAAGGAAACUCGAGAUUUACGAGAGUAAUUCAUUGGUGGUCCUUUAUGCGAGAUGUGGUCGAAUUCACAAUGCUAUCCGGGUGUUUGAGGAAAUGGAUGAGAAAGAUAAUGUUUCAUGGAAUUCAAUCCUCGCUGGUUAUGUUCAAAAUGGUUUGUAUCAGGAAUCGAUCAAGUUUUUCAGUGAUAUUAUUCAGUCGGGAUUUGAGCCAGACCAGGUUUCUAUCAUAACUUGUGCUUCUGCUUCCGGGCGGCUAGGGAACUUCUCGAUCGCCAAGCAAAUUCAUGCAUAUGCAAUAAAACAUGGUUUCAGUGUCGAUUUACAGGUUGGAAACACAUUGAUCGACAUGUACACAAAGUGCCAGUUUGUAAAUUAUGCGGCAAAUGUCUUCCGCGAGUUGCACGGUAAAGAUUGCAUUUCAUGGACGACGAUGAUAGCAUGUUAUGCUCAGAGUUCUUGCUACGAUAAGGCUCUCGAGUUGUCUAGAGAAAUGCAAAGAGAUGGAACGAAGGUGGAUUCGAUGAUGAUCGGAAGCAUACUGCAAGCUUGUAGCGGAUUGCUAUGUCUUGUCCUACUGAAGCAAGUCCAUGCUUAUGCUAUUAGGCAUCGGUUGCUGGAUCAUGUACUCGAGAACACGUUGGUAGAUGUUUACGGAGAAUGCGGGGAGGUAGAUCAUGCUCACCGUAUUUUUCGAACGAUGCAAGACAAAGAUGUUGUUACUUGGACUAGUAUGAUCACUUGUUAUGUUAACUCUGGCCUCCUAAACGAAGCUUUGCGAUUGUUUGAGGACAUGGUGGCUUCCAAUGUUGAACCUGAUGCGGUAUCGUUGAUCAGUGUCCUUGCUGCAGUAGCAGGUUUAUCCUCCUUCACGAAAGGCAAAGAAAUCCAUGGAUUCACCUACCGAAGAUGGAUUGAAACUACAGGAACAAUUGGGAGUUCAUUGGUUGACAUGUAUGCCCGAUGCGGAGACAUAGAGAAGUCUACUAAAGUGUUCGACAGUGUUAGACGCAAAGACUUGAUCCUAUGGACGAUGAUGAUUAACGCGAGCGGUUUGCAUGGACGGGGCGAAGAAGCUAUAGGUUUCUUUAGGGGGUUGAAUGAGAUAGGCAUAGUGCCUGAUCAUGUUGCCUUCUUGGCCCUUCUUUAUGCUUGUAGCCAUUCAGGGUUGAUCGAUGAGGGGAAGUACUAUCUCGAAAAGAUGAUAAGUGAGUAUAAGUUGGAACCAUGGCCAGAACAUUAUGCUUGUCUUGUUGAUCUUCUCGGUCGAUCCGGUAGGACAGAAGAAGCCUACGAGUUCAUAAGAUUGAUGCCCAUGGAACCCACAGCUGCAGUUUGGUGUGCUCUCCUCGGUGCUUGUCGAGUUCACCAGAAUCACGAGCUAGGCAGAAUCGCAGCAGAGAAGCUCCUCAAAUUGGAGCCCGAGAAUCCUGGCAAUUACGUGCUAAUUUCGAAUGUCUUCGCGGCAAUGGGGAAUUGGAAAGAUGCAAAUCUAGCAAGAGGAAUGAUGAAAGGGAGAGGGUUGAAGAAAGACCCGGCGUGUAGUUGGAUCGAAGUAGGGAGCAAGGUGCACACGUUCGUUGCAAGAGACAUUUCACAUGAGGAUUCAGCCUCAAUCUAUUCAAAGUUGGCAGAGAUAACCGAAAAACUCAAGAAGGAAGGCGGGUAUCGUGAGGACACUAGGUUUGUUUUGCACGAUGUGACGGUAGACGAGAAAGUAAAGAUGCUACAAGGGCAUAGUGAAAGGCUUGCCAUUGCUUUUGGCAUGAUGCAUGUGCCAAAGGGAACCCCGAUUCGGGUGAACAAGAAUCUUCGAGUUUGCGGCGAUUGCCAUGAAUUCACCAAACUUGUAACAAAGGUAUAUGGGCGAGAAAUUAUCGUGAGGGAUGCCAAUCGAUUUCAUCAUUUCAAAGAUGGAUCUUGUUCUUGUAGAAAUUUCUGGUGAGCUAAAACAGUGCAUCUCAACAAGAUCAUUAAUAAAUAAUUAUCGACUUACAUCAUC